AUGGAUGUGAUCUGCAAGGAGGGGCUGCUGUACCUCCAGUGCUUCAAGUUCGGAAAAAAAACGUGGAGAAAAGUAUGGAUGGUGCUCUUCAAGCCCAGCUCCACUGGUGUGGGCCGGCUGGAGUUCUGUGCUGCGUCCGACAGCACUACUCUCACCGGUCGGCAGAAAUCCACAAAAUGGAAAGUGGUGCGUUUAAGUGACUGUGUCAGCGUGACUCCGGCUGCCAGGGAGGCCUGCCCUGCUGGCUGCACAGCCUUCAAACUAAACGCCAAGCAGUGCCAUUACAUCUUCGCCUCCAUGUCAAGCCAGGACUGGACCAGCGCUCUCUGUCUUCUCGCUUUUCAGAGAGAUCCUGGAGGCUCUGACAAAGGGGAUUUUGAGGGAGGAACUGGCUUGACCAUGGAGGAUAAUGACCUUUACUCAUCCUGGAAGAGAGACAGGACUCCGCCUCCAAACCAGUAUGAAGUGAUGGUCCAGAGCACCGAGGCGUCCAAGUGGUGUAAGCUGGCUGGAAAAUAUCUGGUGUCCACAACCACGGAUGAGCUGGUUCUGAGCGACAUCGGUACUGGCGGCGUCAUCUUCUGCUGGCCCUACAAGCUCUUACGCAAAUUUGGACAAGUGGAGGGGGGGUUCAGCAUCGAAGCAGGUCGACGCUGUGACUCGGGAGAAGGCGUGUUCAUCUUCCAGACCCAGCAUGGUCCACAGAUCUUCCAGGCCAUAGCCGAUCAGUGUUUGUUGGACAAGGAGGCGAGCGACCGCAGCCAAUCAUUUCCUGACAUCAGAGACACAAACAACAGAUCUGCUGACGAACACUACAUAAUGUGCGCCCCCUCCUCUGGGGACUGUAUGAAGCAUCUGGGUCUCGUCAAACCUUAUCUGUCCAGCAGCAAGGAGGAGGUGGGGGAAGUGGGGGAGGAAGGCGAGGACGAGGAAGAGUGCUGUCUCUCCCUGGAGGCCAUGAACUGGGGAGACGACACUGAGGACAGCAUUUAUUACAACCUGAGGAGAGCCACGCCCCCUCCCAUCAGGUUCACCGACCCCCCGAACCUGGACUUCAUCCACCCGGGGUACAACACCCAUGCAGUGGACGAAGCGAAGGAGACGGAGGACGCCGUCAGCUGCUCCGCCCAAGCCGUCCCCACGGAGGCCCCCGGCAGUUUCAAACACAGGCUGGCUGAAAUAAUUUCCAAGGACCUGGCAAAGUUCCAGCCCCCUCUACCCCCCCGAGCAGGCAGCCCCACGCCCCUCCAGUAG
Messenger RNA from Nematolebias whitei (Rio pearlfish), 1254 nucleotides. Its product is annotated as docking protein 3-like. Gene Ontology annotation, biological process: cell surface receptor protein tyrosine kinase signaling pathway; positive regulation of MAPK cascade. The record is from RefSeq and is a predicted model, not a curated record. The transcript is spliced from 5 exons. Gene Ontology annotation, cellular component: cytoplasm. NCBI's taxonomy places the organism in Eukaryota, Metazoa, Chordata, Actinopteri, Cyprinodontiformes, Rivulidae. The coding region runs from base 1 to 1254 and encodes 417 amino acids.